UUACUACAUGCGGGUUAGCAAGGGUUGCUCUGGAAAUACUUCGAGAAAGGAAAGACAAAUUUGAUAUUGUAAUCAGUGACGUCAACAUGCCUGACAUGGACGGUUUUAAGCUCCUCGAGCAUGUUGGACUUGAGAUGGAUCUACCUGUCAUCAUGAUGUCCAUAGAUGGUGAAACAAGCAGGGUCAUGAAAGGUGUUCAGCACGGUGCCUGUGAUUAUCUCCUUAAGCCUGUCAGAAUGAAAGAGCUCAAAAAUAUAUGGCAACAUGUUUAUAGAAAGAAAAUGCAUGAGGUGAGAGAGAUCGAAGGACAUGAUAUUGCUGAAGAACUUCAAAUCAUAAGAAAUGGGUAUGAGAAUUACGAAGAAAGGAACAUAUUUAACGUAGGUGAAAGUAACCCUUUAAGGAAAAGGAAGGAUGUUGACAAUAAGGAGCAAUCAGAUCAGGAAAUAAAUGAUCCUGCUACUGUUAAGAAAGCUAGAGUAGUUUGGUCUGUGGAUCUUCAUCAGAAGUUUGUGAAUGCAGUAAACCAAAUUGGAUUUGACAAAGUUGGUCCUAAAAAAAUACUUGAUUUGAUGAAUGUUCCGGGGUUAACAAGAGAAAAUGUCGCCAGCCACCUUCAGAAAUACCGUCUCUACUUGAGUAGGUUGCAGAAGCAGAACGAAGGAAGAAGUGUCGGUGGUAGUGUUAAUGUGCAGUCAGAAUCAAACCCUAAAUGCCCCGAGGGGAACUCCGAACUUCGCGGCCCAAGCCAAUUACAUCACAACAAUCCCGCUAGAGUAUAUGAGGGCACAUCUCCGAAAAACCAACCUCAAGGAACUAUACCUGAUACUCACUUCAAAGACUUUAGUAGUGUAAUUCCCCUCGAAGUGUUUGAUGAAAAGAAAGCCCUCAGAAAUGAUGUUCCUGAUUCUCGUAAAACCAACAAUACCUCUCAGAUGGAGUCAGUGCUUUCCUUCAAAAAGGUACCUCCAAAUGUUGGCAGUAAGUCAUCGGUGCCUGCCAUGCCCAAAUUCCAGCCUUGGAACGAGGGUGUCCCGGUGGUGCAAUUUAUGCAGUAUCCGAAGCAUGACCGUGAACGCUGCAGUUUGUUAGAGGACUACUCUUGUCUCCCGAAGCCUAACCAAGAAAAGCCGCUUUCUUUUAAUCAUUUCCCCACCCCACCACCUGUCAUCUCAAUCACUUGCAAUGUGGAGAAGGGCCUUUCCGAAGUGAAACCUCUUAUUGCAGACUACAUCAAAACUUUUUCUCCAAUGACUUGUACAGUUGACUCGGUCUCUCUUCAAGUUACUCAUGGAGUUAUUAAUUCCCAAAACAUUGAUGCAUCAACAUUUAAUGUUGAUGAAUCACCAAAAGUGAAGGAUGGCUACUUAGAUCAAGCAUUGAACCCAAAUUUUUUACCUCCAUCACAAGAUUUGAGUCUUAUCAGUGCCAAAGAUUUGGUUUCUUUGCCCGACAACGUGCCCCUUUGUUCUCUUGAAGGCAUCGGUUGUUUUGAAAAUGUAGGGCUUAAUAGCAUGGAGAUUUUUCAGUGCGAUGACUUGACAACACUGACUGGAGUACAAAGUAACUGGUAUGAUGGUUAUGAGCUUAACAGCGAGCAUUUGUACGAAUCAGUCGAUUAUCCUUUCAUGGAUGAGUGUCUUUUUGCCUGACCCUUUUCAAUUGCAUGUCCUUUCUCAAACAUAUAUCAUUUAUGAAGAAGGAUAGUGCUCAUUCCUACGUUCUUCCCUCGAACAAGUUUAGCAAUGUUUCGACAUCCCCGUGGACGGAUAUAAAUGUACAGUCCCCCUACUCUAUUCAUGGAUGCACUACAUAUACGAGUAAUGAUUAUUGUAUACUUGAGAAACAUGUAAGCUGUUAAGUAUGCUUCAUGAUAUUUAAACUUGCAAACUGACAUAAAUCUUAAUUGAACAGCUUCUUUUCUGAUAUUUCAGAUAU
Molecule: messenger RNA, 1938 nt
Organism: Ananas comosus (pineapple)
Lineage: Eukaryota; Viridiplantae; Streptophyta; Magnoliopsida; Poales; Bromeliaceae
Product: two-component response regulator ORR26
Biological process (GO): cytokinin-activated signaling pathway; phosphorelay signal transduction system
Molecular function (GO): DNA binding; DNA-binding transcription factor activity
Source: RefSeq, a predicted model, not a curated record